Molecule: messenger RNA, 505 nt
Organism: Ornithorhynchus anatinus (platypus)
Lineage: Eukaryota; Metazoa; Chordata; Mammalia; Monotremata; Ornithorhynchidae
Product: dynein light chain 1, cytoplasmic-like
Biological process (GO): cilium assembly; microtubule-based process
Cellular component (GO): cytoplasmic dynein complex
Molecular function (GO): dynein light intermediate chain binding; dynein intermediate chain binding
Source: RefSeq, a predicted model, not a curated record
UCCCCCCACCCCCCACCCCUUUCCCUCUACUUGCACCAGGUAACCAUGUGCGACCGAAAAGCCGUGAUCAAAAAUGCGGAUAUGUCGGAGGAGAUGCAGCAGGACUCGGUGGAAUGUGAUCAGGCCCUGGAGAAAUACAAUAUAGAGAAGGACAUAGCAGCUCAUAUCAAGAAGGAGUUUGACAAGAAGUACAAUCCCACCUGGCACUGCAUUGUGAGGAACUUCGGUAGCUAUGUGACACACGAGACUAAACACUUCAUCUACUUCUCUGGCCAAGUUGCCAUUCUUCUGUUCAAAUCCGGUUAAAGCAUGGACUAUGAGAUCCACCGAUCCAUCCAAAAAAGGACUGCAGCCGAAAUUCCAAAUACCAGAGACUGAAAUCUUCAGCCUUGCCAAGGGAACACCUUGCUCUCGAAGCCUUUAUUGUGCUGUUGUUGUUGUUGUUAAUGUACAGGGGUCUCCUGUGUACUAGUCUGUUCAUCGUGGCUAUAAAAUAAUUAGCAAA